Molecule: messenger RNA, 3549 nt
Organism: Prorocentrum cordatum
Lineage: Eukaryota; Dinophyceae; Prorocentrales; Prorocentraceae
Source: the annotation of a GenBank genome assembly
AUGGGGAAACGCCGACAGGAUGAUGCCGCUGCGGCUAGCGUAGCUGGCGGUUUCGGUGCGGAUGGUGCUGCGGGCAGCCUCAGAGGCAGAGGCAGAGGCGGGGCGAAGAGGGCCCGCGGGGGAACAGGCGCUGUGAGAGGCGGGCCUAGCGGUUGUCAGCAGAGGAAGAGGAAGGGCGCGGCAGCGCCGAGUGGGACAUCAUCGAAGCCGUUCGUCGGCCCGCUGCUCAUCCGCUACGUGAGCUCCACGCCGAUCGACAAGUCGAAGCUCGGCAUGUGCGGCUACUGCGCCUGCGUCGAGGACGAGGAGAAUGCGUUUCCAGAUGUUAAGAUGCCUGGGGAACCGAUUGCUAAGUUCAUACACGGGUGCAGCUACCAUUUCCGCGGGUAUUGCAGGGGCCAGUGGCAUCUGGAUCACCAGUGGACACAGAUGUGCGCACAGGCAAACGAAGACGAUCAGCUCGCCGAGGCAUUCGAAGCAACGUGCGAGAUCUCAGAUGGCAAGGCCUUUGCCUCCGCUGGCCCUCACGACGUGAGCUUGAAGCAUGACGCGGGCUUCACGGUGUACUCGGACUGCGUGUUGAUCACUGAGCAGCAGUACAAGAAGGAUAUCGCACCCGAAGGCGCAGACCAAUUGGUUCCGUCGGACGCUGGCGAGCGCAUCACCGAGCUGAAGAACGAGCACCGCUCGGAGAAGUUGUCAGGCGUGUUGGUGGCGGACCCGUCGCAGCCGCACGAGAAGUUUCGCAAGUGGUCCAGCACGUACGGGUCUCAUUCGGAGUGGGCGCUGCAGGCGUCGGAGUUCUGCCGCGACCAGCAAGCCUCGGGCAUGGCUGAUGCGAUUGAUAAGUAUACCAGGGAGUUGUUGCCGACUGCCUUACGUGGACACGUUGCCGCCCCCACCAUUGCGGAGGUCAGGAAUCGCGCCAUCGGGGCAGCGAGGGCCAAGGGAUUGUUGGUUCGUGGGCCGUCGACCCCCCACAGGCCAGGUGAUGGCGAUCUUGGGGCUGAGACGCCACUCGCUGGUCAGGGCAUUGGCCCGAGAGCCAUCUGCGACAUCGCGUCUUCGCCAGCCGCUGCUUCUGGCCUGGAUGGCGAGUCGGCCUCAGGGGCGCCGUUUGCUUCUCCCGCCAUUCCGAUGCCAGCGCGAGCUCAUGAUGCAGCGGGCGCUGCACACGACGAUCUUGCCGAUGGGAAGUCUGUUGUCAGCGCGGCCACCAUACCCCUGAGGCGCGGCAAGAGCUCGAUGGACGUGGGCUUGGACGACCCCGACAAGGCCCGCUUCAAGGAGCUCGAGGCCAACAUCGACAUCUGCCGCAUCUUGAACAAGGGGCAGCAUCACGGGAUUGGGGACAAGAUAUACGCCCUCGCCAGGUUCAACCCGAGGAGCCAUUCAAACGUGCAGGCAUCAAAGACGAGGUUGGCGGGUCUGAUAGAGACAUGCACCACCCUCGGAGGGGACGCGGUCGACACCACGAGCAGGGAGAUCAGGCUCAAUUUGCUGGAUCAACUGAAGCACCGCAAUAUUGACGGCGCCCCCAAUUUUAAGAUGAAGUUAGUCGCGGCGGCUGCCAGGGAGGCGACGUCGAUAACGGGCAAGGUAAACAUCUGCAUCCCAUGGUCGGUGACAGACGUUUCAUUCGAGGACCAGUUUUUGGUCAAGGGGCCCACCUUCGCACUCGUCGGGAUCCAGCCCGACAAGGCCGCCAAGGUGAGCAGGGAGUUCAUCAUCAACAAAAUCGUGCUUCCUCUGACCACCAAGCGCGAGGCCGACGUCGAUGAGUUGUUGGAGAUGUGCGAUGCUUUCAGCGAGCAUGUUGGAUCUGAUAAGCUACGCGACGCAGCUCCCGUUGAGCUAAAAGCGGUGGCUCAGGAGCUCUACGUCUUCUCGGAGAGCUUGAAGGUAUUGUUGGAUGCGUCUCCUUCCUCCAUCAUGGAUUGCCCCUGCAGGGUGGAGGCCCGUGCUUUCCUUCGUGAGGAGGGGGGCGAGGAGGACUGGAGGAACGUCGUUUUCACGUUCGGCACGGGCCUGAAGGACUGCCUCGCCGAGUACAACAGGGCGCACCACAGCGACAUCAAGCACGGCAAGGCGGCCAAGGAGUUCACCGAGCUGUUGGGCAGGAGCGACAUCACGAUUGACAACUUCGUGGUCGUAUUCGACGGCUUGGGCGAGUGGGGCAACCAGUUACGCACGGGUGGGGCCAGCGCCUUGUUGAAAGCGAUGUCCGAGUCGCCCGAGAGCUGGGUCAAGAAGAUAGCAUCGUCUGACUCAUCGUCCUACGCCGACCAGCCCGCCCCCGACGCGUUGAGGUCAAUGGAGUCGAGGUUCCAGGAGUUCAUCGGCAAGGCUGUCGACUUCAGGGGGGUGUCCUCGGCCCACCUCAAACAGCUUCAAGAGUUGGCGGCUGAGCUCCGCAGGUAUUCGGGGUCCGUUGCAUCUGCGGCCCAGGAGGAUGCACAUGCCACCGCGCGCCGCGCAUUGGCCCCUGAGAACGAGGAAUCGAUAUCGGCCGUGCGCGCGGCUCGCCAGCAGUGCGUUGGGAUGAAGUUCGAGGGCCAGCACGCCUUGUCCGCCGACACCCUCAACAUCGCAUGCGCGGUUGACCUCGUCUCCGAUGAGAUGUUGAAGCUCCUCGGCGUUGCUUGGGCGCUCGCGACGGACAACAUCGAGGCGAGCGGGGGCACGAUCACUUCCCUUGCGGCAGCUAAGGUUCGCAUCGGCGCCCUGUUCCAGUUCGCGAAGCUGCUGAAGGCUCGGAGCACGUUCGACCAGAAGAACGGGGAUCUGGAUGACGAGUGUGCAGCUGAGGUUUCGGAGGCAGCGGCAUGGCAGGAGCUGCGCGCGACCGCUGUCAGGUUCAAGGAGGCGGUUUGGAAGAAGAGCGAGGCGGAGGCCACCGCCAACGGAUCUGAGGGCGCGCCAAGCGAUGGCCAGGACAAGUCGUCCGCCAUGGAAGGUUACGUGAUCAAUCCCGAGUUCGAGGCUUACGAGAGACAGUUCAGCGCAGUGUAUGGCGACAUUGCCGCCAAGCUCGUAGACUUCUCCUCCACCUACUGGGACAACCUGGCGUGCGAGUCGGUGGCGAAGAUCAAGGAGUUCAUCGGCAUGGCAGGCGGCCUCCUGGACCUUUCAGGUCAGCACUUGCCCACGAGCGCGGCGGACCCCAACGACUUCGACUGCCUCCAGGACUGCUACAAGCGCGUCUUGUGCAAGCAGAAGGGCAUCACGACGAAGCUGAAGCAUAUCGAGGCCAUCAUCUCCCAGCAGCUCAGCUCGUUCGCAGAUGACGCCUCGCUUCGCGACAAGACGAGCGAGCUCGCGAAGCCCGAGGGCGAGCUCAAGAAAGGCCAGCGGCGCGCGCAGGCCACUUUGUGGGAGGCAAGGGCCCUGCAGAGCUUGACGAAGCUCACGCCCGACACCGCGGCAGAGGUUCUCACAACCUUGCGGGGCACAGUUCACGACUCGCGGGUCUUCUGCGAGGACGACGUCGCCAAGCCGAUCUUCGACAAGGUGUCGGACGAGCUGGCCAAGGCGCUGAACUCGGGAACG